AUGCCGACUGGAGAUAAUGCACCGGGGUGGGGGGGGGACCGCGACCGGGGCAUCACAUGGCCGCGUUUCGGCACGUUCCCCCACGCGACCUCCACCAGCCGUGGAGCAAAUCCAUCUUUCCCUCCCCACCACGCCGCCAGGCAUCACCCCACGGGCCCCCGCGUCGCCGGCAGCCUCCGUCCUUGCUCUCCGACACCCCAAAUCCCUUGGGGAUCGGCUGAAGGCCGGCGAUCCGGCAUCCUCCUGGCCCCAGAAACCCAGCCAGAGAGACCAGAUUUAGGGAUUUUGCUGAGAUUUGGGCGAUGCCGGGUUUGCCGUCGGAGCUCACCGGGCCAGCCACGUGCGGAGGAAGUAUUCGGUUACCGGCUCGGCAUGAGCGCACACUUGGGUUUCAGUGCCGGCCCUUGUUUACAGCCUGGUUUUGGGGCCGGAGCAGCGAAAGAAGCAGGACUGGCGUCACGGCUCAGCACGGUUGGGCGGCAGCGGACUGUUUUCCAAAUGAGUCUCCGGGAACCGCUCUCAGGCCAGCGACCCAAGGACAGUUGCCGGGCCAGCUUUCGCAGCCAGGACGUGACCUUCCCGGCUCCUCCGUCCGGCUCCGACCCCGUCCAGGACCCAGACGUGCCGCAGGCCAUCGGUUACACCCGGUUACACCGCCACCCACAGCCUGAGAACAGGCAACUCAUUACACCGAAUGAGGGACUCCUUCUAGGACAGCUCUGGGGGUCCACGGCCACCCAGCACCCCCGGCUCUUUCCUGCUCGUGUCAGGCUGAGCUCGCUUUGCUGCAACAGCUUCACCCGGGAGGGUGUUAUUUCCAAACCCAAGAAUGGAAAAUGACUUGAAGCAGCAUCAAAAUUGAGUAUUUAAUGGUUUUUUUCCCCACCGAAAGGGGCUCGGAGCUGCCCCAUCCCCUGUGGGGCUGCACUGGAUGCUCAGAUCCCUGCAAAAAUCCCACCGGGAUGCUGCGUGCCCCAGCACACGAGCUGGGAGAAGCGGUUAGAAACCAUCUUCUCCCUCUGCCAUGCGAGAAACGCCCGGGUGAUGGCAGGAAAUAUUUUCUUUCUGCAGUUUUAAUGUUUUCGGAUGGCUGCUCUCAGGGCCAGCAGCCCCAGGGGCAGCUCAGCCUCUGGCACCGCCGAAGCUUUCCAGGCUUUGGCAGCAGCCUGGUACAGCAAAGCCACAGCUAUUGACUUUUUUUUUUUUUUCAACCAGAACAUUAUAAUAAUAAUAAAAGAAAUCCUAAAACAAGAGUGUUGGGAGCCAGGUGGCCGCCUCCACGCACUUCCCCGGCUAUCGGGUGAUCUGGAAGGAAAGGACGCGGCGCCCUUAUCGGCACAUACACACAUUCCCCUGCCCGCUUGGCAGCGGAGCCGUCCAGAGGUUUGCGGCGUAAACAUAUUUUGCUCAAGCGGGCAGCCGGGGGUUGAGCUAAGGAUAGCUGGCUUGGUAAGAACCAGAGAACCCCCCAAAAAUCCCAUUUUUGCAGCAAAUCCCCAUCUGUGCAUGCAGGGAAAGGGCUGAUCCAGGAGCGAGCAACCAGCUGAGCUUUGUGGCAAUAAACACAGGACCAAGAGCAAUAGCCCCCCCCCCCCCCCCCCGCCUUAAAUCUGCUCUCCUGGUGUUUACUAGCUCUUUGCAAGCAGAUUGACUUUCCCUCAUUUUUUCACAUACAAAACCGACGGGAAAGCGGAGCGAACCGGCUUGGGGCCCCCCAGGACCGUUUAGUGGAGCCCCGGCCACCUCCAACCGGCUGGGACCCCCCCGGGCUAUCGCUGUCUCCAUCGCAGUGCCGGGAUACGGUGGCAUUUACACAGCUGCUUAACAGAAAAAUCCCUCUCCCUGCUUCACAUAAAUCCUUGCAUUUAAAAGUAAUUGGGUGCAGGCUUGCUAACGAGGUUGGUAAAUGGGGAGGGGGUUUAAUUGCAAGCUCCUGGUGAUGUAUGGGUGUCUCUGCAAGCUGGCUCGGAGCCUUUCUUGCCUCCAAACUGGGUUUGGCUCAAGGUUCUUUUUCUGAAACCAGCUUAAAACUGCUGCUUCUUGCAGGGGUGGGGGGAAAAGGGGAAGAAAAAAGGAGCACGAGCCCGUUUCU
This is a messenger RNA of Harpia harpyja (harpy eagle), 2092 nucleotides long. RefSeq lists its product as uncharacterized. Bases 1 to 840 code for a protein of 279 amino acids. The transcript has 4 exons. Lineage: Eukaryota; Metazoa; Chordata; Aves; Accipitriformes; Accipitridae. The record is from RefSeq and is a predicted model, not a curated record.